UCUUUUGAUAUCUUUUGGAUCUUUGCAGGGACAAAAGAUGGAGACACCUCAAGAGGUUGUCUUGGGAACUUUAGAAGAUUUGGGAGACGAGGACUUUGAAAGAUUUAAGUGGCACCUGCAGCAAAAAGGGGCCCUUGAAGACUUCCCAGCAAUCAGAAAAAGCAAACUGGAUAAUGUAAACAGGGUGAAGACAGCGGACCAGAUGUUCUUGACCUACAGUAUGAACACAAUUAAAGUGACCAGAAUAGUUUUAAUGAAGAUGAAUCAGAAUGAGCUAGUGAAGAAUUUAUCAAAUUUAUCAAACACCAUCUCAGAACCUGCAGAGAUUCUUGCUUCAUGCCAGCAAAAAGUCAAAUCCAACUCACAAAAGAAGGUCCAGUGUGUGUUUGAGGGGAUUGCUAAAGCUGGAAACAAAAUCUGUCUGAAUAAGAUGUUCACAGAGAUCUGCAUCACAGGCGGAGAGGCUGAAGAGGUCAAUGAUGAACAUGAGGUCAGACAGAUUGAAACAGCAUCCUGGAAACCAAACAGACCAGAAACAACAAUCAUAUGUGAGGACAUAUUUAAAGCCCCACCUGGAAGAGAUGAACAAAUCAGAACAGUGAUAACAACGGGAGUGGCUGGCAUCGGGAAAACAGUCUUAACAAAGAAGUUCACUCUGGACUGGGCUGAAGACAAAGCCAACCAGGACAUCCAGUUCACAUUUACAUUCACCUUCAGAGAGCUGAAUGUGCUGAAAGAGAAAAAGUACAGCUUGGUGGAACUUGUUCAUUUGUUCUUUAGUGAAACCAAAGAAGCAGGAAUCUACAGGUUUGAAGAGUUCCAGGUUGUGUUCAUCUUUGACGGUCUGGAUGAGUGUCGACUUCCUCUGGACUUCCUCAACACUGAGAUCCUGACUGAUGUUACAGAGUCCACCUCAGUGGGUGUGCUGCUGACAAACCUCAUCAGGGGGAAACUGCUUCCCUCUGCUCGCCUCUGGAUAACCACAAGGCCUGCAGCAGCCAAUCAGAUCCCUCCUGAGUGUGUUGACAUGGUGACAGAGGUCAGAGGGUUCACUGACUCACAAAAGGAGGAGUACUUCAGGAAGAGAUUCACAGCUGAUGAGAAGGCCAGCAGAAUCAUCUCCCACAUCAAGACAUCACGAAGCCUCCACAUCAUGUGUCACAUCCCAAUAUUCUGCUGGAUUACUGCUACAGUUCUGGAGAAGGUGUUGAAGACCAGAGAGGGAGGAGAGCUGCCCAAGACCCUGACCGAGAUGUACAUCUACUUCCUGGUGGUUCAGUCCAAACGGAAGAAUGUCAAGUAUGAUGGAGGAGCCGAGAAGGAUCCACACUGGAGUCCAGACACCAGGAAGAUGAUCGAGUCUCUGGGAAAACUGGCUUUUGAGCAGCUGCAGAAAAGCAACCUGAUCUUCUAUGAAUCAGACCUGACAGAGUGUGGCAUCGAUAUCACAGCAGCCUCAGUGUACUCAGGAGUGUUCACACAAAUCUUUAAAGAGGAGAGAGGACUUUACCAGGACAAUGUGUUCUGCUUUGUCCAUUUGAGCAUUCAAGAGUUUCUGGCUGCUCUUCAUGUCCAUCUGACAUUCAUCAACUCUGGAGUCAAUCUGCUUUUGGAAAAACGGAAAACAACCUCGUUGUCUAACGUCUUCAGAGACAAAUCAACAUGUUUCUACCAGAGUGCUGUUGCCAAGGCCUUACAGAGUCCAAAUGGACACCUGGACUUGUUCCUCCGCUUCCUCCUGGGUCUUUCACUGGAGACCAAUCAGAAUCUUCUACGAGGUCUACUGACACAGACAGGAAGUAUGUCAGAGACAAACAAGAAAACAGUCGAGUACGUCAAGAAGAAGAUUAAUAAGGAUCUGUCUGCAGAGAGAAGCAUCAAUCUGUUCCACUGCCUGAAUGAACUGAAUGAUCAUUCUCUAGUGGAGGAGAUCCAACAGUCCCUGAGAUCAGGAAGUCUCUCCACGGGUAAACUGUCUCCUGCUCAGUGGUCAGCUCUGGUCUUCAUCUUACUGUCAUCAGAGAAAGAGCUGGAUGUGUUUGACCUGACGAAAUAUGGUGCUUCAAAGAAUGCUCUUCUGAGGCUGCUGCCAGUGGUCAAAGCCUCCAACAAAGUUCUACUGAGUGGCUGUAACCUGUCAGAGAGAAGCUGUGAAACUCUGUCCUCAGUUCUCAGCUCCCAGUCCUCUAGUCUGAGAGAGCUGGACCUGAGUAACAACAACCUGCAGGAUUCAGGAGUGAAGCUGGUGUCUCCUGGACUGAAGAGUCCAGACUGCAGACUGGAAACUCUCAGACUGAGUGGCUGUAACCUGUCACAUAGAGGCUGUAAAGAUCUUUCCUCAGUUCUCAGCUCCCAGUCCUCUAGUCUGAGAGAGCUGGACCUGAGUAACAACAACCUGAAGGAUUCAGGAGUGAAGCUGGUGUCUGCUGGACUGAAGAGUCCAGACUGCAGACUGGAAACUCUCAGACUGAGUGGCUGUAACCUGUCAGAGAGAAGCUGUGAAGCUCUGUCCUCAGUUCUCAGCUCCCAGUCCUCUAGUCUGAGAGAGCUGGACCUGAGUAACAAUGCCCUGAAGGAUUCAGGAGUGGAGCUGGUGUCUGCUGGACUGAAGAGUCCAGACUGCAGACUGGAAACUCUCAGUCUGUCAGGCUGUCUGGUCACAGAGGAAGGCUGUAUUUCUCUGGCCUCAGGUCUGAGCUCCAACCCCUCCCAUCUGAGUGAGCUGGACCUGAGCUAUAAUCAUCCUGGAGACUCAGGAGUGAAUCUGCUGUCAGCAGGACUUGAGGAUCCUAUCUGGAGACUGGGAACUCUCAGGAUGGACCAUGGUGGACCGCACAGGUUGAAACCUGGUCUAAGGAAGUAUGUCUGUCAACUGGAACUGGACACAAACACAGUGAACAGAGACCUCAAACUGUCUGACAACAACAGGAAGGUGACAUUAGUGGAGGAGGAGGAUCAGCCAUAUCCUGAUCAUCCAGAGAGGUUUGACUGGCCUCAGCUGCUGUGUAGAGAUGGUCUGACUGGUCGCUGUUACUGGGAGGUUGAGACGAGAGGACUGGUUAAUAUAUUAGUGAGUUACAGAGGAAUCAGCAGGAGAGGAGGCAGUAGAGACUGUUGGUUUGGAUGUAAUGAUCAGUCCUGGACUCUGAUCUGCUCUGGUGGUCGUUACUCUGUCUGGCACAAUAAGAGAGGAACAUCCAUCUCCUCCUCCUCUGUCUCUGGUAGAGUAGCAGUGUAUGUGGACUGUCCUGCUGGCUCUCUGUCCUUCUACACAGUCUCCUCUGACUCACUGAUCCACAUCUACACCUUCAACACCACAUUCACUCAACCUCUUUAUCCUGGGUUUGGGUUCUGG
Molecule: messenger RNA, 3355 nt
Organism: Sander lucioperca (pikeperch)
Lineage: Eukaryota; Metazoa; Chordata; Actinopteri; Perciformes; Percidae
Product: NACHT, LRR and PYD domains-containing protein 3-like
Exons: 8
Molecular function (GO): protein binding
Source: RefSeq, a predicted model, not a curated record